AUGUUCUAUAUGUGGAAGUGGGAGUUUGGCAAUGGCUGCCGAGUGUAAUGGUCGUAGCACAAUGGAUCCAGCAUCAGAAAAUGAAAAUGAGACAGUUGACCGUUUAAAGAAGUUAUAUCCUGCGGUAAACGAAGAUAAAACACCUCUUCCAAGGGCUUGGAGCGUUAAAGAAAAGUACAAUUACAUAGGUUUGUCCCAGAACAAUUUGCGUGUUCAUUACAAAGGACAUGGCAAAACACACAGAGAUGCUGCAAGUGUUCAAGCUACCCACCCUAUUCCAGCAGCAUGUGGUUUGUAUUAUUUUGAGGUAAAAAUAGUAAGCAAAGGUCGUGAUGGAUAUAUGGGCAUUGGAUUGUCUGCACAAGGUGUUAACAUGAAUCGGCUACCAGGUUGGGACAAACAGUCGUAUGGCUAUCACGGUGACGACGGCCACUCUUUCUGUUCCUCGGGCACUGGGCAACCCUACGGCCCCACAUUUACCACCGGGGACGUUAUUGGCUGUGGAGUUAAUCUAAUAGACAACACCUGCUUUUACACAAAGAACGGACACCAUCUUGGAAUUGCCUUCACCGACUUACCUCCUAAUUUAUACCCAACGGUAGGACUUCAAACACCUGGUGAAGUGGUGGAUGCGAAUUUCGGUCAGGAACCUUUCGUAUUCGACAUAGAGGAUAUGAUGAAUGAACUUAGAUCUCGAACACAUCUUUCCAUCCACAAUUUUCCAGUCCCGGAAAGUCAAGGCGAAUGGCAAGCGAUUUUAAACAAAAUGGUGUCUACUUACUUAGUCCAUCACGGUUAUUGCAACACGGCAGAAGCAUUUGCUAGCGUAACUAAUCAACCUUUUAACGAAGACAUUAAUUCAAUUAAGAACCGGCAAAAGAUAUUAAAGUUGGUGUUGGCCGGUCGAAUGGGAGAGGCCAUCGAAAAGACCCGCAGAUUAUAUCCAGGCUUGUUAGAACACAAUCAGAAUCUGCUGUUCAUGCUCAAGUGCCGUCAGUUUGUUGAAAUGGUAAACGGAUCAGACGUGGAAGUACGCCACAGUCGUAAUGCAUACUCUCCUGCCUUCAGCAAUUCGUCUUCCCGCCCAUGCAGUCCUAUCCAGACGUCGGUUAUACAAUCGACUAAGAAUUAUAGCAAUAAACCAAAACCUACCGUAGAAGCAAUGAACCAAAACAACAUAGCCUUGAAUGGAAACAGUGUAGCACCUGCUGUGAUAAAAAAUGGGGAGGAGAGUGACGUCGAAAUGGAUACGGAGGAGGUCCAGAAUGGUUUUGAGGAGAGCGCCUGUAACGGUAAAACUAGUAAAAAUGGCAGCACCAAUGGCUACCAGAAUGGCAGCAGUAAUCAUGUCAAUUGCACUUAUGAGUGCGUCGAUGGAGAUAGUGAUGAGGAUAUGGAAAUCGAUAGUACCGUUAGGAAAACAUGCAAACCAGCAGUAGAACGAAUUUUAGAAUUUGGAAAGGAAUUAUAUUGCAUGAGUCAACGGCUUAAGGGCGAAGAUAAUGUCAACGGUCAACAAAAUGAAAAAAUGCUCGAAGAUGCAUUUAGUUUACUAGCAUAUUCGAAUCCCUGGUCCAGUCCAGUUGGCUGGCAGUUAGAUCCUAUUCAACGAGAAUCAGUGUGUGCAUUUUUAAAUUCAGCUAUUUUAGGUUCACAGAAUAAACCACGAAAACCUCCUCUCGAAGUGGCGAUGGCCCAUUCGGAAGAGUUAAUCCGAUUGAUGUCCAGUUCCGGGCUGGGAUCAUGUGCCUUCGCCUCUGUAUCCGAUCUCAUGGAACAUUGACUACCGUCGAAGCUCCCUAGAAAUAUUUCAAGUGCGCCCAUGACUGUUCCACUACCCCUACAACUACAACCGCCGCCGUCGCUCCUACUGCUACCACCAAAACGACGAAAACGUCAUCAUCAAUCGAUAUGCAACCAGUGCCACCACUUGUUGCUCUGUUGUCAGCGAUGAUGCGGGAGACGACACGCCCCUAUCAUGCGUUCGCGGUACGUGUGAAAGUUUUUUUUUUUAAUAAUAAUAUAUAAUUGUCAAAAGAACAUUAUAAUAGAAGAAAUUAUACUUCAUUAAAAAUAAUAAUAAUAAUAACGAUGAUGAUUAUGAUAAUGAUGUGUUCGUAGUUUGUUUGUCUUUGCGAAAAAUAGGGUUUCUGUUGCUUUACGAUGAAAGAAAAAAUAUUGAACAGCUCGAAUGAUUGUUAUAAUUCUCAAGCAAUUUUUUUUUUCUUCAUUUAUUUGAAUGCCAUUUAACAUAUCAUUUCAUUUUAGUAACUAAAAAUAAAUAUAAUGCAGUUCUAGUUCAUCAAAUUAGGUUUGAACCGUAAUUAUUACUUUGUUUUUUCGUUGUAACGUAGGUACUGUUUAAAAAACGGAGGAGGUUUGCAUUUUAACUGCAGAUAAUAAUAGAAAAUAAACUUUUAUUAAACUAAUUUCUAAUUCCACAUAGCUAUCAUAAUUUUUUCUUGAUAUUUAUUUAUUUAAUUUAACUUUACAGUAUACAGACUCGAUACAAUAAAUCAGUAAAUAGAAAGUUAAAUAACACAUUGGUUUUUAAUCAUAUCACAUUAAAUGAUACUAAAUAGGUUAAAAAGUAGUAAUCUGAUGCGUAUUCAAUCAGUCUUCGGGCUGAACAUUUUAUGAUGAAGAUGAAACAAUGGAUAUUAACGUUGAAAAGUUGGUGUAACCGUUGUGUCUGACAUUGCCCAUAGCAAUGUGAUGAAUUUUUGACUUCUUGUCUUUCUUGUCGAAUGUUUUGUUGGUUCGAUGGCUGACUGACUUUGACUCUCUUGGCCAAAAACCGUUGUGUUGAUGGAUUCUUUCAUUUCAAUUGUCUCACUUUUGGACUAAAAUUUUCAUAAGUGAAUUUACGUCGGCCUUCAAUCUUCAGGUCUGUUUUUGGCAUUUUAUUUAAUUUAUCAUCAAAUGCCCACCAAAGGGCAUUGUUUUAAUAGAUUUAGUAUCAUUUGAUGUAUGAUACGAUUAAACCAAUAAGUUAUUCAUCUUUGAAAUACUAUCUUUCACCCUCUGUAUUUUUUUAAAUUUAUGUUUCAAUGAAAACUUCACAUAUUUAUCAGUACUGGCAAAUUUUAUUAUCUCUGGUGAUAUCGUUUCGACCAAAAGAUCAUCAUACAGUAACGUAACUCUAGUCCAAACGAUCUAAAAAUCAACGAAAGUGUAUUUCUUUCACUAUUAUUAUGAAGAAUGUUGCACACACCAUGCACAAUCUAAAUAAUUGGUUACUUUCUAAAAGGCUGCUUUUGUAUUGUAUUUUAUUUACUAAAAUGAAAUACUUAGAAACUGAUGCAGCUUUAUUAUAUUUUCUUUGUCAGUAUCUUGUCUCCGUAGAAAUAGAAUUGAUGCCAUUUCAUUUUCUGUGGGAUAUAAGUACAAGUUGCUAGUUUGCGAAGAUAUUCCUAACAGUUUUCUUUUAAUUAAUCUAUACAUAUAUU
Molecule: messenger RNA, 3449 nt
Organism: Agrilus planipennis (emerald ash borer)
Lineage: Eukaryota; Metazoa; Arthropoda; Insecta; Coleoptera; Buprestidae
Gene: RanBPM
Product: ran-binding protein 9
Exons: 10
Coding region: 32-1783 (583 amino acids)
Biological process (GO): cell surface receptor signaling pathway; cytoskeleton organization
Cellular component (GO): cytoplasm
Molecular function (GO): protein binding
Source: RefSeq, a predicted model, not a curated record